UCUCUAUCUACCUCACUCCUAAAUUCUCUCUCUCUCUCAUGGCUGCGGGGACAGCGGUUCGGUCAAUCGCUCAGCUAACGGCUCCAGACUCUUCCAAGGGCCGUUUCUCUAUAGCACCAAUCCGGAAAUGCCGAUCGGUUUCCUUUAAAUUCCGAUUCCGUUGCCUGUCGAUGAAUGGGUGUGGAGGAGACCCGGAAAGUGCGGUCGGGGUGUGCGAGACACGGACUCUUCCUGCGGUCUAUACUCCCGAAAUGGCUUUGAAUCAGCUGACUUCGGCGGUUUUGGCUUUGAAAUCCAAACCCCCGUGCUUUAGUUCCGGAAUUAUUCGGCUCGAGGUUCCAAUCUUAGAGCAAAUAGAAGCAAUGAAGUGGCUACAGGCCCAGAGCCAACUUCCCCGUUGCUUCUUCUCCGGCAGAAGAAGUCAGAGCAACAUCACUUCUCAUCUCUUAUCUAAUGAUGAUGACCGUGUAGAUGAAGGCAGAGUCAAUGGCUACAAACCAUUUCAAACCACAACAACAAUGGUUCCAAAGUUGCUCAGCGUCGCUGGCAUCGGCUCAGCCGUUUUCUUUCACUGCUCCCAACCUUUCACAUUCAACGAUUGGAGAUGUAUAAGGAGGUUCCUCUCUAAGGAUUGCCCUUUAAUUCGUGCAUAUGGGACCAUACGCUUUGAUGCAAGAACAGACAUUGCUUCUGAAUGGGAAGGUUUUGGUUCAUUUUAUUUUAACAUUCCUCAGGUUGAGUUAGAUGAGUUUGAAGGAAGUUCUAUGCUUGUAAUAACUAUUGCAUGGGAUGACACCCUUCUAUGGUCAUGGGGAAAAGCAGUCGAUGUGCUUCAAACCACAUUGCGUCAGAUCUCCAUUUCCAUGGAGUCGAAGAAGGAAGUCCCUAGACCAGUUAUUAUUAGUAAGAAUCAUAUCCCAAACAAGGCAUCUUGGGAUGUUGCUGUUAAGAAAGCAUUACAAAUGAUAGAUGGAAGAAGUUCGGAUCUAACUAAGGUUGUGCUUGCACGGAGUACUCGAGUUGCUACUAACACUGACAUAGACCCUCUAGCAUUGUUAUCUUCUUUAAAGGUUGAAGGCCAAAAUUCUUUUCAGUUCUGUAUUCAGCCACCUAAUGCACCUGCUUUUAUUGGGAAUACUCCAGAGCAACUAUUUCAUCGAAAACAUCUUAACGUUUCAAGCGAGGCUUUAGCUGGAACCCGUGCUAGGAGUGGAUCUAAGGAUCUUGAUCUUCAAAUAGAACGUGAUUUGCUUAGCAGUCCUAAAGAUCAUCUUGAGUUUAUCAUAGUAAGAGAGAGCAUUAAGAGCAAGCUUGAGACUCUAUGCAAUCAGGUAGUGAUAAAGCCAAAGAAAGGAAUUCGAAAACUUCCAAGAGUACAACAUCUCUAUGCCCAAUUAUCAGGGAGAGUGAGAAGUGAAGGUGAUGAGUUUGACAUCCUCUCAUCUAUUCACCCAACUCCAGCAGUUUGUGGAUUUCCUACAGAAGACGCACGCCAAUUUAUUGCAGAAACUGAAAUGUUCGAUAGGGGAAUGUAUGCUGGGCCUGUUGGUUGGUUUGGAGGAAGGGAGAGUGAGUUUGCUGUUGGGAUUAGAUCAGCAUUGGUGGAAAAGGGCCUUGGCAUGGCAAUUUUUGCAGGGGUAGGGAUAGUGAAAGGAACUAAUCCAUGCUCAGAGUGGGAGGAAUUGGAUCUGAAGGCAUCUCAGUUUACCAAGUUGAUUGAAAUGGGUGGAGAGCAGUUUACAAAGCCGAUAGGUGAUGAGAAGCCUCACUCAUCCCAUCAAGAAGCAGAUAGCAUUGGGUCUAUCAACUGAGAUGGGUGGAGGAAAGCUGAAAUAAACAACUGAAUGUUGGAAUAGUCUCAUUUGCCUUUGGGGAAAUAUGGAUUUCUUAUUAAAUAAGCUAUAGGUUUUCUAUAGUUGUUUUGGGUUGGUUCUUGCAUUGUUCAGGUGAGUUGUCAUUAGCUUGCUCUCUUUCUUGUGUGGUUACAUACUCAACUCAUUUGCCUUUGGGGCAAUAUGGAUUACUUUUUAAAUAAGCUAUUGGUUUUUUA
Messenger RNA from Magnolia sinica, 2050 nucleotides. Its product is annotated as isochorismate synthase 1, chloroplastic-like. The record is from RefSeq and is a predicted model, not a curated record. The transcript has 15 exons. NCBI's taxonomy places the organism in Eukaryota, Viridiplantae, Streptophyta, Magnoliopsida, Magnoliales, Magnoliaceae. The coding region runs from base 39 to 1811 and encodes 590 amino acids. Gene Ontology annotation, molecular function: isochorismate synthase activity. Gene Ontology annotation, cellular component: plastid. Gene Ontology annotation, biological process: phylloquinone biosynthetic process.